CCCCCCUCCCCCGGUGAGUGCUCGAGAUUUUUUUGAUAUUUAAUUUUAAAUAUUACGCCAUUAUCUCAUGUCUUGAUGUCAAAUGUCGAAAUGCAGAAGCCCCUAAAGAGGCCAAGCCUCCCCCCCCCAAAUAAUGGCGAAUUCCUAGCUAGGCCACUGUUAGUUAUUGACCCGUACAGCCUAUUCUUGCCAACACAAGCCUUGCGUAUAAUGCGCAAGUGUGUGAAAAGCUGACGUAAGCGGAUUACAUUUCACUGGCGCAAGACUGUUGUGGUUUUAUUCAGUACAGAGAACUUACCCGAGUAGAAAUGGACCUUGACCUUGAAAUAGACGAAAGAAAUAAAAAUGAUGAAAAAACUUGUCCGAAGACAGACCUCCACAAAAAAAGAAUUACAUGGACAGAAUUUAAAAGCAAAAAAAAUUUGAAACAGCAUAUUAAGAACAAAGAUGAGAAGUUGCUGAACAUGUUUGACAGAUUUAUCAAAGCAAUGGGCAAUUUAACUGGACGUUUGACCGUUAAAAAAAAUAAUAUAUCGGCAACGACUGAUGGGAUUCCGGGCACUUGUUUUCUUCAGGGAAUACGCAGACGAAAAACUACAGACAAAGGAUUUAAAACACAGUAUGCUAUUUUCACUUUCACCACAGUUUAUCAUUUAUUUGCUGAAAAGGUUAAUGACCGUUACGUUAUCAAUAAAAAUUGGAAAGAUUUGGAUCCUAAGGUUGACUUAAUUUAUAGGCCUAACGAGUCUAAAGAUUGUCGUCGAUUGACAUUGAAAAAUAUUACUGAAAUGCUGGAAACAGACAAAGAGUAUUAUGUCAAAAAUGACUGGUGCGCCAUUAUAUGCGAAUGUUGGGAUGUUGAAUUGAUUGCCGAUCUAGAAAAUGAUCUAGCAGAAUAUCAGAGUUUGCAACAGCAGCUCUACCUAAUGUCCAAGGAACCAGCUUAUCAGGAUAUCAAUCUUGUAAUUAUAGUAGGCCAUCCUCAUGGGGCUGAGAAACAGGUGAGUAUAGGUCAUCACUUUCCUGAUCUGAAAGAAACUCUCAAGGAUGUCAGAAGUGGACAGCGCUGGUGCAGAUACUAUUAUGACGCACCCACCUGCCCAGGUAACAGUGGUUCACCAGUAUUUAUCUUUGGUCAACCAAUAACUGGCUUUGGAUACUGGUUUGGGCACCCACAUAAUCACGCAAAAGAAGAACCAUCAAUAGAGAAAACAAUGAAGAAAUUGAAAACCAAACCCAAAGAGAAGCCCAUGUGCAUAGGUAUGACUUCUGUUGGCGUUGAAAUGAUAGUAUAAAAUAGCUCAGGUUUAAACAAUCAUAUAAAGAUAUUCCAUAUGUGCAGGUGUGUCUUUUGCAAAUAUAUAUCUUCUUAAUAAUUUUAAUAUAAUACAACUCUGGUUGAUAAGUUGUCACCAGAUAGAAUAAGCUUCAAAACUUCUUAACAACUUUAAGAAUUAACAUGACCGAUAUAUAUAGAUUUGUCACUUCCAUUGUUCACAAAAUGAGGACAGUUUUACGUAGCUCUAAUUAGGUCACGCGUUACCACGCUUGGAUGCCAGAGAGAGACGCCUAUUAAAACUUAGUUCAAGGCUACAGCAGGGUAAUUUAACUUACAGAAGUUAAAAUAUAUAAUAAAACAACAACAACAACAACAGGGUAUUGAGAUUUCGUGGUUCUUUAUUCUAAGGAAAGAUAUAAAAGGAGAAGCAGUGGCUUGUGACGAGAGAGAGAGAGAAAGAGCUAGAAAGUAAGACUUAGAAGUCCCUAGUUUAAAAGUAAAUAGUUACUCAUUUUAUUGAUCAUUUUCACUGAAUCCUGUAUCUGCUUUAUAUAUCUUGGUACAUACAUUUAUUGUUUCUUAUAUCUCUUUGUACAGACAUUUAUUGUUUCUUAUAUCUCUUUGUACCUACAUUUAUUGUUUCUUAUAUCUCUUUGUACAUACAUUUAUUUUUUCAAGUUCAAGUUUAAAUUAAUUAAAACUCUAGAAAAAACAUUAAAUUUAGGUCUAGUGUUAGGUCUAGAUGUUAGGUCUAGUGUUAGGUCUAGUAUUAUGUCUAGUAUUAGGUCUAGUGUUAGGUCUAGUGCUAGGUCUAGUGUUAGGUCUAGUGCUAGGUCUAGUGUUAGGUCUAGAUGUCCAUAUAAUGUACAUAGCCAUAAAUAACCACGUAAGUAGACAUUCCUUGCUGGUCGUAUCAAAAUAUGCGUACGUUUUAGUAACUGGCGUACCACGAGCCAAAAAUGAUUUAAAUUUUUUUUU
Molecule: messenger RNA, 2257 nt
Organism: Biomphalaria glabrata
Lineage: Eukaryota; Metazoa; Mollusca; Gastropoda; Planorbidae
Exons: 3
Coding region: 309-1295 (328 amino acids)
Biological process (GO): proteolysis
Molecular function (GO): serine-type peptidase activity
Source: RefSeq, a predicted model, not a curated record